AUGCCUUCAAAAACAAGCGCUGCAAGCAUAACGUGGUUUUACAAAUUGAGUGCUGUAGACCCUUUGAGUGAAGAACAACUGAAGGGUUUAAAUUAUAUACGUCUUAUAAAAAUGAUGACAGCAAUUAUCUGCAAGUUUACUCCAAUCUCGAUUUGCAAAACUUUGGAUAAAACACCAGCACAACGAUUUGCGGGUUUGGAACUUUCACGUUCUAUUUUUCCUAAAAUAGUUAGGUGUACUAGAAAAUCCAACUUUGUAAUUGCAAAUAAUAACAAAUGGAUAGAGGUACAAACGCGUUCAAAAAUUAAGAAUUUUGUAUUGCCUGAAAUGAUUAAUCCAGAAACACGUCUCAUGAUUAUAAAUGCCAUUUACUUUAAAGGAGAAUGGGCUGACGAUUUUCAAAAAGAACUUACUAGAAAUUAG
This is a messenger RNA of Enterobius vermicularis (human pinworm), 423 nucleotides long. NCBI's taxonomy places the organism in Eukaryota, Metazoa, Nematoda, Chromadorea, Rhabditida, Oxyuridae. The record is from the annotation of a GenBank genome assembly.